Molecule: messenger RNA, 1093 nt
Organism: Camelina sativa (false flax)
Lineage: Eukaryota; Viridiplantae; Streptophyta; Magnoliopsida; Brassicales; Brassicaceae
Source: RefSeq, a predicted model, not a curated record
UCCUUCUAGUGUAAACCUCCAUAGGCUUAUCAGUUUUGCCGGCGCAAGAGCAUCCAUCACAAAAGAGUAUCCGGCAGUUGCUCCUCCUUAUCCGCGUGGCAUCUCCGUCGUGAUUCCUCCUCCGGGAUUCACCUCAUCAUCUCCGUCGCAUUUAACCAACUCAUCCCUCGCCGCCUUAACUCAUCAAGAAUCGAAAAUGCGUUCGCAAUGGAUCUUUGACGUAAUGACUAAUCAAGAUGCGGCUCCGUUUAAAGAGAUGGUCUCAAAGUUAGACAAAAGAGAGCUUCAAACGAUGGCGUCGUUGCUGACUUCAGACUCCGAUCACUUCUUGAUGAUCGCAAGAAACAAGAACGGCUCCAGACGCAUACAGAAACUUUUCGGGAAAUCAGAUGACGUGGACACAUUCUUCGUCGACGCUAUCUUGCGCUGCUUCUUCCACAUCAUCACCGACAGGUAUGCGUCGUACGUGGCGAGACGGGCGAUGAUAGUUUUCGACAAGGAGAAGAAAGAAGCAAUGUACGAGCGCAUUCUCCACUACGCGCUCCACAUAGCGCGUGACCGACACGGUUGCCUCGCGCUCAACGACAUCAUAACCGACGCGGAAGAUCUUUACUACAGAAACAAGCUCUUUGACGUAGUCGCGCACAACGCUCUCUCCCUAAGCAACGACGCUUACGGGAACUACGUGGUGCAACACGUGCUUAAACUGAAUGACUUGCGUUGCAAGAACAACAUCGUCGUUAAACUACGUGGCCAUUGUGUUGAUCUCUCGUUUCAGAGACGUGGGAACUACAUUGUGCAGCUGCUUUUGGAGACGGAGGAGUCGAUGGUUGCGGUAGUGGAGGAGCUUAUGAAGUGUAAAGGAGAUAGGUUGGUGAAGUUGGCGGGGAAUGAGUAUGGGAAUUUCGUGGUGGAAAAGGCACUAAGAGUCACGCAAAAGGAGAUGUUUAGUACUGAAAUGUUUUGGGGUUUGGUGCAUAAGCUCAUGCCUUUUCUCCAUCGCUUGCGUAGGCCUGGUGGAAGCAACAUUGCAUCAAUCUUGGACUCGAUAUGUUAUAGGCUUAUAGCCCGUCUCAAAGUAGUAGUUAAUUAG